ACCAAGUGUUUGUACAUCGGCGGCAUCCUCGACGACGGAGGCAUCGUCAACACGAUGAUGAGGAGCAAGAAGUACACGAGGUGAUUUACUGAUUUACCAUUUUCGAACUAAUUUACUCAACUUUAUAUUGGAUCUGGAGAGUUUUCUUAGAACUUCAGUCUAAACUGUUCUGCCCAGCCCCUUGCACCCCCACAUUAUCCAUCUCUGCCUUUCUCUGCCCUAUGGAAAUUGGAAAUUGUCAUCUCUUUCGAGAUGUUCAACCAAGGGAAAACUUGCAGGGUUUGUAGAGUUAAACUACAAGCACCCAGCUGUCAACUGCAUAUUGUAGGAAUCAGAAUCUGAUCACAGAGAUGAAAGACACAAGCACUGACAUGUGUACCGUUAACAGAGUUCAAUAUAAUCGUGGAAAUGUGGUGUGACAUUAUAUCAGACCAACCCACGUUUUGGUCGGACAUGAUCAGACACUAAUUAUUUAUAUAACUCAGGAGAGACACUUAUAUAUAGGCUGCCAGCAAAUUAUGAAUUUAUGUUUGUUUGGCACAAACAUUGCUUUGUUUUCUUUUGGCAACAAUUGUUUGGAUACAAAGAAAAAAGUGUUUCUCGGGUGAGGAAGCAUUUGUUUGGAAACGUAUAAGACCGAAAUAAUUUUUUCGAAUCCAAAUUAAAUCAUUUGACUAACAUAAAAUUUCUUGUCCUCGAAGCAAUUAUUAUAAUAGAAGGGAGUUGGUUUAAUAAUUAAUUGAUGAAAUGGCGAGUAGUUGUGUCUUGUUAUAUUAUUAUUAUUCAUUUAUGGAUCGAGAAAAAUUCGGAAUCUGCGAUUGUCUAGGAAUCGGAAUCUUCUUUUGCAUGUCGAACCGAUUACAGAUUUAAUUAAAAAGGUUUGCACGAACAGUCAGUAGACGGCCAUAUCAGUGUUUCGCUCGGACAAUGGCUGGUGGCUGGCCGUUAUACUGUAUUACAUACUGGUCUGUAGACACCUGGACUUAUUACAAAUGUCCAUCUUUAAAAUUAAAUUGUUGAUCAUUUUAUGUUUCAGAAUGGUGUGGGAAGUAUAAUGCAUCUUAUUCCAAUCUUAAUAUUUCUUGGAUUAUCGUUACUGACAUCACUAUUGGUGCAGGAUCCACCAUACAGUUUCAGUACUUCCGGGUAAGAUCUCGCCUCUUGUUCACAAAUUAAAAUUCCAGGGGGCUUGACCUCCUGAAACUUUUUAAAUCUAGAGUCUUUCAAAUGACCAAGCUUUCGUUGGUAGGGAUGCAACUACCUGAAAAUAUGUAAGGAGAAUUUCGACGUUUCGAGCGAAGCCCCUACGUCUGGCCCUUAUAUAUUUUCAUAUUAAUCUCUCAAAUGGCAUUUCCUUGGCAUGACUUGCCCAGUGAGUACCAUAUGUAUCUGGAGCGCGAACUCGAGACAAUACACCAGUAUAGAAUUUUUUCCAUUCACAUGGGUUUUGAAAUGUUUUCCUGUGAUGGUCGCACACUGAACCAAGAGUCCAAGACUAAAGCUUGGUGCAUGAGAACUUGCCCUUACCUGAUCUGGCUGGAUGCUUCUUUGCUCCAAGGAAUACAUUUCAAAUCCAGUUACUAGUAUCUGUAAUAUUUCUACUGUGAAUAAAUCAAGAGAUUUUUUGAAUAAAAGUUUGAGUGACUGUUUUGUUUUUCUAGACCCUAUCGUCUACACAGAGUUACGCCUAAAUAUAAAGUUUCAUAUUUUGUACAGGUAAUGUUUAUUUCAAUGUUUUUGAUAUUUAUUUGCAUUUUUUGCACCUGUUUGAUAUUGGUUGGCCUGAUUGUUUAGUUAUGACAAUAAAAUGAAAUAAAUCACAUUUCUAAAGAUAAAGAAGUUCUGAAUUAUGUAAAAUUACCAUGCAUGUUUACGCAUUUAACUAUUGACGCAUAAGACUCUCUUUGACAAGUAAAUUCCUCUGGCGUUAGACAGAGUAAAAUAAUAAAGUCGGUGCAUUUGGGUGCAUUGUGGUUUUGGGAUCAUUUUUAAAGAGCACUCACAUGCCCUUAAUGCCACAUUCGAAACACUACUGUGAAAAUUUAAAAACCACUGCACCUCUUAAUUCAACAAGCAAACGUGCUAAACACUCAACUGUAUUUUAUCUACUGUACUGUAUUUUAUAUUAUUUAAUGAUGUUUCUAAACAAAAAUGCUUUUUAUUACUUUCAUUGUAGAGAGAUUUUAGCGAAAAUUAUAGCGGGAAAUCAUUAGCAAGAUUAGAAAAUCAAAUUGAACGAGAGUAUAUUGGGAGAUUGAGGUCUGCUUGUUACAGAGAACAGCAAAUACGUAAGUAAAAUCGUAUGUUUUUAAAGUAGAUGUGUACAUCGUUCUUACAUGAUGUCACAAAAUUAUAAAUUGAAUUAGAAUUGCCAAUUUUGAGCAAAGUUUUGAUUUUCGACAAUUUUUAGAAAGUGUGAAAGUGUUGUUUUUUUCUCGUAAAUUAUUUUUUAGGGGGGGAUGAAAAACAUCCUCAGGGGAGACUGAGAGGUGUGCACCUCCCUUGCACCUUCUCUCAAAAAUCGUCCAUGUUCGACGAUAACAAACAUCACGUCUCUUUUUACCAGGUGAUGAUAUGUUCGCGAGAGCGCGAUUUUGGAAUGAUCAGAAUCUAUUUAACCGAGCGAACAAUAUGAGAACAGAAUCUUGUGACGAACUUGAAAGAUUGCGCAAUAGGUGAAAGAAUAGGCAGUGAGUAUAAUGAAUAUCUUAAAUUAUUCUCAAAUAUAUAUUGCGUAUAUAUGCAGGUUUAUAUACGCACCAUCACUCGGUCGUUGCCACGAAAAGACACAGUUGGAUAUGUAUAUAAAGGUGAAUCACUGAUCUUAAAAAAAUACACUGGAUAGUGCUUCCCAUUUUUACAACAGUACAACUAAUCCAAAUAUGAUUUUUGGCAUUCAUAUCAAGAAAUUCAUCUCAUUCGAUGAACUGCAAAUUAGUUUGCUUUUUUCUUCUGCUACAAUUAACCUUAUAACAUUAUAUCCGGCAAGUUUUUUGUGAAAAAGUUAAUGAAAGUGAGGUUUUCCACGGUUGAGAAAUCAUAUUUGGGCUUACUGGCACUUUAUAGAAUAAAAUGUAAAGUAAUCGACCAUGAACUAUUUAUAUUUACAAUGUUCACAUUAAUACAUGUGCUUCAGAAAUUAAUAGAUUUUAAUAAAAAUGCUGGAAAAGUGAAGAGAUUUAAAUUUUGUCGCCAAAACAUUUAAGAACGUACAGUAACCUUAACUUUUCGCGCCUGGUAUUAUCCACUUUUUAAAUUUUUGAAACAGUCGCCAAAUAUUGCAAGUAAAAGGUUUAGCUUAUACAGUAUAUUUUGCCGAAUAAACGGCUAGCCUUCACCUUAAUUUCUACCAAUGUUGAUUGAUUUUGAAAAAGUUGCCAAAUUGACCAAAGAGUGAACACCAACUAACCCCUUUACUUCUUGUCGAAAAAAUGUAAAGGCC
Messenger RNA from Paramuricea clavata, 3442 nucleotides. NCBI's taxonomy places the organism in Eukaryota, Metazoa, Cnidaria, Anthozoa, Malacalcyonacea, Plexauridae. The record is from the annotation of a GenBank genome assembly.